Purpureocillium takamizusanense is the source of this 1377-nucleotide messenger RNA. RefSeq lists its product as uncharacterized. The transcript has 3 exons. The record is from RefSeq and is a predicted model, not a curated record. Gene Ontology annotation, cellular component: cytoplasm. The coding region runs from base 308 to 1228 and encodes 306 amino acids. Gene Ontology annotation, molecular function: oxidoreductase activity, acting on the CH-OH group of donors, NAD or NADP as acceptor. NCBI's taxonomy places the organism in Eukaryota, Fungi, Ascomycota, Sordariomycetes, Hypocreales, Ophiocordycipitaceae.
CCAGCUUGUUAUUGCACAAUGCACAAGUUUUGAUAGUAUUAUUCUGAAUAUGAAAUGUCAAGAGCUGCAGGUGGCAAGGCUGCGGUUCUCUCUUAGGACGCCGGGCUGGAACGUCUUACUCAGACAUCACGGCUUAUUCACUCGUGGACUGUAAGCCAGCCUGGAUGCCGUGCAAGCGACCGACGCCUAUGCCUCAAAGGGCUCCCUGUGCCAACACAACUCCCCAGCGCAUCGCAUCGUCUACAAACCGCGCGCACGUCCGCACGCUGCCUUUCCCAAUGCUCAAGGACCUCUUUCAUCGGCUGCAAUGGCUCUCUCGGUUGAGGGCAAGCAUGCUCUCGUCACGGGCGCCGGCUCAGGCAUCAGUCUCGCCUUUGCCCGACGCCUCCUCCAAGAAGGCUGCUCCGUCGUCAUCGGCGACCUCAAGCUCGGGGUCGAAGCCGAGGCGCUCCUGAAGUCGUAUCCUCACCCGCCGACUGCCCGCGACACUCCGUCCGUCGUGUUCCACGAGACGGACGUCACUUCAUGGCCACAGCUCGCGUCGCUCUUCGCCGCCGCGCUCGCCACAUUCCCUACCCUUGACAUCGUCGUCCCCGGCGCAGGCCUCUACGACCCGCCGUGGUCCAGCUUCUGGCAGCCGCCGCACACGGCGACAAACCCAGACUCGGCAUCGCGCGACAGGGCCGACAGUGAGCCUGGACACUAUGCGGUCCUCGACGUAAAUCUCGUGGCGCCGAUCCGCAUGAGCCAGCUGGCCAUUGGACACUGGACGAAGAGGAAAGAGAGGGGGUGCAUUGUGCACGUCGGGAGCGUGGCGGGCUACCUGGCCGAGGCAGCGAGCCCGCUGUACUUUGCUAGCAAGCACGGGCUGCAUGGCUUCGUGAGGUCUUUGGGAGAUAUGAGAGAUGAGCUUGGUAUUCGAGUCAGCUGCGUAGCGCCAGGCCCGGCGAAUACGGGAAUCUGGUACCAAGACCCUGGCAGAGCGGACGAGAUUCUGCAGGGCUGCAAGUGGCUCACCGUCGAGGAGAUCGUCCAUGCCAUGCUUGAGCUCGUAAUCAAGGACGAGUAUGGAAACGGCACCAUCUUGGAGGUGACUCCAGGGGAGACGAGGGUUGUGCCAAUGUUCAACGCGCAACCGCCGAAGCCUGGAGCGGUGCAUAUGCCUGCGAUGGGAGCCUUCCAUGAGAAGUUGUUUCAUGACUUGAGAACCAAGGGUCUCGGUGUGUGAGCUCCCAAUUUGACAUUGAAGGCGGCCGUCACUAUGGUCAGCCAGGGCAUUGACAGCUGUCUGUUGCGAGGGCGUGACAGAGCCCAGGUCAUAUCUAUGCGCACCAUAAGUUGUAGUAAUUGUGAAUAAUGAAAUAGAUUGAAGAGUUU